Molecule: messenger RNA, 1281 nt
Organism: Metarhizium robertsii ARSEF 23
Lineage: Eukaryota; Fungi; Ascomycota; Sordariomycetes; Hypocreales; Clavicipitaceae
Product: Transcription factor IIS
Exons: 3
Coding region: 1-1281 (426 amino acids)
Biological process (GO): poly(A)+ mRNA export from nucleus
Cellular component (GO): nucleus
Source: RefSeq, a predicted model, not a curated record
AUGUCUGACCGUGAAUCGCCCGCCGAUUUGCCUGCAAACGAUGCAGUUGAUGAUGGACAGGAGCAGGAGUUCCAGGACGAGGUUGCGGCCGCCGGUUCAGACAGAGACUCGGACGCCCUCUCAGAAAUCGACGAAAACGAGUUUGAAGACUACGAUCCAGAGACGGCCAACAUCGAGGACCGGCCAGUAGACAUCGAUGAAGAUAUUGCACGUACGCUCAAGGCUACCAAAAGAAAGCGCGUUGCUGGAGAUGCUCCCAAGAAGCCGCGAGAGGGCCGUCGCGAGAAGAAGAGACGAGAUCGUGACGAUGAUGUUGCGAUGGAAGAUGGAUCGGAGGUUGAUGGAAAGGCACCACGACGAGCAAGACGAACCGGCGAAGGCGAGAGACGGCGGACAAAGCCCGAUACUCCUCAGCCUGAAAACGAAGAAGAGCUGAGCCCGGAAGAGCGCAGGAAGAGAGCCAUCGACCGAGCUUUGGAUGCGGCUAUCAAGAAGGGCGGAACAAGUAAAAGGCGGCGCAAGGAUGAAAUCGACUUGGAAGAUGAGAUUGAUGAGCAGCUUGCCGAGCUCAAGGUCAAGAUGGAGAGAGCAUGCCGGGCUGACAACGAGGCGCGGGAGUCUAAUCAACCAGCCCUCCAUAAGCUGAAACUUCUUCCUGAAGUCAACGCUAUCCUGAACCGAAACAACGUGCAGCAUGCGGUCCUGGACCCGGACACCAACUUUUUACAACAUGUCAAGUUCUUUCUGGAGCCCUUGAAUGAUGGAUCCUUGCCGGCAUACAACAUCCAACGGGACCUGUUCACUGCAAUGACCAAACUCAAUGUGGAAAAGGAAGCUCUUCUCAGCAGCGGAAUCGGAAAGGUUGUACUGUUUUACACGCGCAGCAAGAAGCCGGAGCCAAGCAUCAAGCGAAUGGCCGAGAGGCUACUGGGAGAAUGGAGCCGACCUAUUCUGAAGCGAACUGAUGAUUACAAGAAGCGACAGAUUGAGAGUCGCGAUUACGAUUACCAGGCGGCUAAGCUGGCACAACGGCAAAAGAUUGGGUCACAAUUCAGUCUCACGCAACGGCCGGCCAUGUCUGCGCGUGAUGCCGAGCGCGAGCGUAUUCUGGCACCGGUUGGCGCCAGCAACCGCGCACGCAUGACAAGUCUUCCAGAGAGUUACACCAUUGCGCCAAAGAGCACGUUUGAUGGUGCUAGGGGAUCAGAACACAGACCGCUUGGCGCGGGUGGCAUGGAGGCGUUCCGAAAGAUGACGCAAAAGACCAAGAAGAGGGGUUGA